This is a messenger RNA of Dermacentor andersoni, 613 nucleotides long. The record is from RefSeq and is a predicted model, not a curated record. NCBI's taxonomy places the organism in Eukaryota, Metazoa, Arthropoda, Arachnida, Ixodida, Ixodidae.
CUGGAGAAGAGCAUAAGGGCUAGCUUUCUGUGGGAGAUACAGCAAAAUAAUGCGCGUGUUAUUGUUGGUAGUCCUUGCAACAGCAUGCGCCCCAUCCAUGGCGGCCAGGAAACUCGGACGGCCUGGAAAAUGCCGCGAGCCUAAUGAUAUCGGAAAGCUGAAAGCCGAUUGUGGGAAAGCGGAAGACCUAUGGUAUUUUAGCAGGAACUCAACGAAGUGCAAGCCGAUUAAAUAUGGUGGCUGCGGCAGAAAAAUGCAUACGUUUGCAUCGGAAGAAAGCUGCAACAGAACGUGUGCAAAUGGUGAGAAAAAGAAACCAAAAGUGAACCCCGUAUGUUUCCAGUCACCUCAUCGACGACUAUGCAAGGCUGCCUUUACUAGGUACUUUUUUGACGGGGGACGCUGCACGUCAGUCACUGGCUGCUACUAUGGUGGUUUUAAUAGCAUGCUUGAGUGCCGAAAGAAAUGUGGGGCCCUGUCCAGGCCUUCUAAACCUUAUAGACCAAGCUCGGGAAUUCGCCCUAGGCUUGACGUCUAAAGAGGAAGAGUGCCACAUGCAUUGACUGUCGACAGUAAUAAAUCGUAAUAAAUGGACAUAUAUCUUGUUGCAGCA